Messenger RNA from Colletotrichum phormii, 1029 nucleotides. RefSeq lists its product as uncharacterized. The transcript has 3 exons. Bases 68 to 733 code for a protein of 221 amino acids. The record is from RefSeq and is a predicted model, not a curated record. NCBI's taxonomy places the organism in Eukaryota, Fungi, Ascomycota, Sordariomycetes, Glomerellales, Glomerellaceae.
GCCUAUUGCUGCGUACCAUAACUCGUGACAGAUUACGACGAUCAGCCCCAGCCUUCUAAAGGUCGAUAUGAAUGCAAUAAUUAUAACGAUCGGUUCUAGGACGAGCAGGAUCUCCGCUAGCACGAGGUCCAGUACCACAAUUACUGCGAUCCCUGCGACCGCUUUUUCAGCAACCAAAACAACAUCCGGCAGUGUUCAUCGCGCCAUCAGCGACAUACAGUGCCCCUUCUGCAGGCAGACCAGCAACACCGCCACCGGUCUCAUCCACCACCUCGAGCGAGGUGCCUGUCCCAAUGCUCCUCUUGACCGCGACAAGCUCUACCAGGCCGUCCGCGCCCGCGACCCCAACGGAGUCAUCUCCAAGAAGCUCCUAGAGUGGCACGCAUCUCCCACCUACCCUCCGGGAGAACAACACAACAAUCCCACCUACACCGCCACUGACCGGACUCACAACUACCACAUCGGCGCCUACGAGUGUUGUCUCUGCCACCGCGCCUUUUCAACCCUCAAUGGCCUCAACCAGCACCUCAACUCCCCCACUCAUCAGCAGAAGCUCUACCACUGCCCGAACCAUCGUUGCGGUCGUGAGUUCACCACCCUCGCAGCGGCCAUCAACCACCUCGAGAGCGAGUCCUGCGGCUAUAUGCGCUUUAAGGCAGUGCAGCAGAACGUGGGGCAGAUUCUUGAUCCUCGCCGGAUGCUUUCUUUCUCAUGGAAGGUGCGAUACUUGUGAGGGUAUGCUUGGAACAAUUGAUGUACGAUGUGCGAAACUGGGAAUGGGGCUGUCGAGGGCCACAAAGAUACUUUAACGAGACUUGCUUUGAGAUGAUACGGAAGGGUGGAACCUAGGAACUUUAGCGGAUGUUGCAACCGUCUCAGCUGAUCAAAUCGUUUGUGCGUAGAUUUCCUCAACAAUAGGUCAAGAGAACAAAUGGAAGACUCUUUCUGUCACUGGUUCGAUUCCUAGUCACGGUCCGUCACACAAACAAAGCACAGGUGUCGUCUCCAUUGAGGCUCUUUCAGAUGGUC